Dioszegia hungarica is the source of this 2298-nucleotide messenger RNA. RefSeq lists its product as uncharacterized. NCBI's taxonomy places the organism in Eukaryota, Fungi, Basidiomycota, Tremellomycetes, Tremellales, Bulleribasidiaceae. The transcript is spliced from 3 exons. The record is from RefSeq and is a predicted model, not a curated record. Bases 1 to 2298 code for a protein of 765 amino acids.
AUGUCCGACCCCAAGGAUAACCGUAACCCCAAGGAAUCCGUCCGCUCGACUGGUUUCUUCCCAAACCCGACCCAACCACCAAAGGAAGCCGUACCCGACGCGCCGGGCGCAGGUGCGGCUCGUCCCGACCUAUCAGGCAUAAUCGCAGACGAGGACAACUUCACUACCAUCGUCCGGGAUGGCCAAACCAUCCGAUACCGCCCUGCAGCGACACCUUCACGCGAGCCAUCCACUUCGACUUCGAGCACGAGGGAGCCCACUAGCGCCCCACGCCCAAUUCCUUCCGUUAGUCCUACCAGGUACAGCUAUGUCCCUUCUAGAACGCCAGCACUACCCUUCAGUCUGCUGACUUCAGGAAGUACGGUUUCAAGCUCGUCCGACUCCGUACCGGAACAGGCGCGGCCUACACUCAGCGCGGACGCAGCUUCUGCGAGCGAGAGCAGUUCCAGCGCCGUUCCGGAAGAUGCGGCAACCAUCAGCAGCAGCGGCUUCAACCAGGCCUCUCCUACCCUUUCGGCUAAGGCGUCUUCGGUCAAUCGGUCAUCCUCAUCCUCGAUCAUUCCCAGUAGCUCUUCCGUCCAGGUGGUACCUUUGGCGGCGAUCGAAUCAAGCUCUGUCGUGCCAAGCAGUCUCGUCCUGACGUCCACCAUCGCACCUGUACCUCCAUCUACCCUUCCACUCGCAGCUCCCUCUCCCUCCGGAGCACCACCUGCCUUGACGCCAGAUCCCGCGGUCCGCCCAUCGUUCUCAUCCUCUUAUAUACCACCCCUCCCGACCGAUAUCACCGCCGCCGCGAACGAUGGAGACAAUGGCUCUUCCGUCAACAAGGGCACGGCGGCAGGCGCGAUCGCCGGUAGCCUGCUUGGGUGCUGUGCGCUCAUCGCGCUCAUCCUGUUGGGGAUCAGAUGGUUUAAGCGCCGAAAGCAGAGCGAUAGGGAGGCGUUGCUGCGGUCGAGCUGGUUCUACGGGGGAGAUACCGAGAUCCCAGAUGAUGAUGACGGAGACAGACAGGAUCGCAUGUACCGCCAAUCCCACUUCUCCACUCCGUCCAUCUAUCGACAAUCAGCCAAUCGUUUUUCACACUUUGCCGCUUCCUUCGCCACACUCAACCCCCUCAGCCACGCCAACCGUAAUACCGGUCGAUUCCCUCGCAUAAACCCUCUGGGGGCAGGUGCACCCGCCAUGCGGCAGCGACAAGGGUACAAUCCAACGGUGGACGUGCCGCCGCCACUCCCAGCGGGUCCGUCGGGUCAAGGAGGCUGGGCGAGCCGUUUCUUUGCCAACCAGUCUGAAUCGGUGCCAGUCAGAAAUGAGGCGCAGGAAGGCUGGGGUCAGCCCCUACCAGUCCCUGGUCUUUACCCUGGCGGGACCGGGGCUCAACAACCCAAUAUGAUCGCUCGCGGCUCCCCAGCGCUACGACCUGCGGUCAAACACCCCUUCGCGGCCUCCCCUGCAGCCAGCGAGGAAGCACAAUGGGGUCACUCGUACUCGCCCUCAUACAAUCACCUCUCCCCAACCCCUCCAGCAGGGCGCCUUUCCCCUCCAUCUAAGUCAUCCACCUCACCAACCCGAGAUCCCCUCGUCCGUAAACCUGCCUCCUCCUCAUCAGCGUACUCUGGGCUGGACGACUUCCCGCUCCCGCCCGCCAUCUUCCACCCCGCUCCGCGCACCUCGGGCUCGAGCCAACCCAGCAUGGAAUACCUCGCAUCCACACCUACCACCGAUCUCACUCCCUAUGGCGCCCAGGCGGCCCUCCUCGCGCAGCUAUCGGGCAUGCAGCGACCUCUGACAGAGACGGGCCGAGACCAUAUCUAUCUCCCGCCGGUACAUACCGAGCCUCCGCUUACGCUCGAUUCCAGCCUUUGGGGCCUCGACCCAUCGUGCGGGGUCAGCCUUGCGGAGACCCAGAGCGUCUAUUCGACCAACACCACCCUCUUCCCCGGUAUCACUAUAUAUCAGCAGCCCCAAACUGCGUCCGGACGGGGAGAGACGAUGUUCUCAACGGCAUCGAGUGAUAUCCAGCCACUUCAGCGCAGUGGGUCGGGCGAGACAACGCAUACCCGCUCAAGCUACCAAAGCGGGACGAGCGGGGUCUGGACCAGUGGCGACGGGACGGCGCAGCAGCACGGAGCCGGAAGCAGGGAGACGAGGGAGUGGUACAAUCAGCCAGAAUGGGAUGAGGCUCUAGCGAGGAAUGCGGGUCAGGCGGCCGGGAUGGUGGCGAGGAAGAGCGUCAAGAGCGUGCGGUGGGAGGAUGGGAAUGGCUUGGUGGACGAUGGGAUGCCUAGGGCGCUGUAG